Molecule: messenger RNA, 1473 nt
Organism: Tetrahymena thermophila SB210
Lineage: Eukaryota; Ciliophora; Oligohymenophorea; Hymenostomatida; Tetrahymenidae
Exons: 3
Source: RefSeq, a predicted model, not a curated record
AUGAGUUUUGCCCCUAUUAAUCAAAAAAAUAAUGUUUAGAAGGUAGCCUCUCCAGGUACUUCUCAGUAAUCUUUCUAAAAAAGAACUGUACCAUUAGAUUCUCCUGGAUCAUAAAGAGAUGUGUUGAUGCCAAGCAAUCAAAAUAACUUAAAUAUUGGGCUUCAAAAUAGACUAGAAGUAAUUGAAAGCCAUCUUAAUAGAGUUUGCAACUAGCAUGAUGCACUUAUGCCCUUACUUUCAUUGCUCGAAACAGUACCUAAAAUUAAUAAUAACGAAUAAGCUAUGAAGUAAAUGUAGAAAAAAAUAUCAGAUUUAGAAACUAAAUUAGAAAAAUUAGAAUAAAACUGCAACUCUAAAAAUAAUCCCCAUGUCUUUGUUCAAAUAGACCGUAACUUUAAGAACACAUCAUAGCUCAUAACAUAAAUGAAAAGUGAAAUGAAAGAUAUUUAAACUUAAUUGCAAAACAACACAAAGUAAAAUUCAUCAUAGCUGAGAGAAGAAUCUUAAAAUCUUGUCAGAAGCGUUGAAGUUAGGAUUGACAAGAAUAAAAAAGACAUUCAAAAUUUACUAGCAGAGUUCAAAAAUUCUAUAUCUUUGUCAAUAAAGAGAUAAGAAGACUUCUAACAUACUUUCAAAGGAUCUGGUGAACCAAAUGAGCAUUUUGAAAGAAACCUUCAAGAUAAGGUUGAUGGAUAUAUUGAUACAAUUCAAAAAUAAUAUGAUAGAGAUAUUAACAAUCUCUACAGGGAAAUAGGAAUGCUUAGAAGUGAAUUGGAGUAAUUCUAUGACAAGGGUCGCAAAGCAUAUAUAUUUAAUAAAAUUAAUGAAUUCCCUCCUAAUUUAGAUCAUGAAGAAAAGAAGAUUGCAAUUGCUAACAUCGAAUAAUCAGUUUUCUUUGAAGAUAUUGAAAGAUUCGAUAUUGAAAACUAAGAAAGAUUAGUCUAUGAAUUGGAUUGCCUAGAAGAUAAGGUAAUAAUAAUAUUCUUGAUUAAAGACUAGCUAGCUCUAAUAUAUGUUUUUAUUAGCUUUUAAAUUUAUUUUACAAAAAUAUGUGUGGAAUUAAGUUUGUAAAUGAAAAUAAUUUUUAAAAUAUAGAUAGCAUAGUUGAGUUACUUAACAAUGAAUGGAAAGAAUUAGAGUGAAAUCAAGUAAGAGGUCACAUUUUUGGAAGAUAGAUUCUUCUCAUUAAAAAAUCAAAUUCAUGGAACAAAAAAGAAAUAUUUAGUUGAUGUUAGAAAAAUCGAAGACAGACUUGAGAAACUAAUGAUUAUGAAAGAUCAAUAGCUUGAAAAAACUGGUUACCAAAUGAAUAAAAUGGAUAAUUUAGUCUAAGAGAGCAUUCAAGAAAUUGACCAUUAUCCUGAACGUAUCAAGUAAUUAAAUGACUCAAUCAACACAAAUGUUGAGCUCCUCCAAGCAAGAUAAAAAGAAAUUGACGAGAAACUGAAUUUGCUUAAGAUGAUCAGAAACUGA